Solanum tuberosum (potato) is the source of this 1798-nucleotide messenger RNA. RefSeq names its product putative pentatricopeptide repeat-containing protein At1g03510. The transcript has a single exon. The coding region runs from base 75 to 1361 and encodes 428 amino acids. The record is from RefSeq and is a predicted model, not a curated record. NCBI's taxonomy places the organism in Eukaryota, Viridiplantae, Streptophyta, Magnoliopsida, Solanales, Solanaceae. Gene Ontology annotation, biological process: RNA modification. Gene Ontology annotation, molecular function: protein binding; RNA binding.
UAUUAAACGAUCCGCAUUGAUAUCCAAACGGUAUAUAUAUAUAUUCAAAACAAGGCGGCAAAAAGCACAAAGCAAUGAGUUAUUUUUCUUCAAACUUCCAACGUUUGCUUUCUUACACAAAACUCUUAACAUCUCAUGUCAAUCAAGGCAAACAUGAACAAGCCCUUUCUCUUUUCCACCAAAUCCAUUCAACUCUCUCCCAUUCACUCGACCCCUUCGUGUUCCCUCUCGCCCUUAAAUCUUGCGCCGCGCUGAGUUUCUCUCAGCUCGGCGCAACCAUUCACGCACACACAACCAAAGCCUCUUUCAUUUCCAACCCCUUUGUCGCUUGUGCAUUAGUUGACAUGUAUGGGAAAUGUGUCUCCGUAGAGUACGCACGCCAACUGUUUGAUGAAUCUCCGGAGAGAAAUGUAGUCGUUUGGAACUCGAUGAUCUCUGUUUACGCACAUUGUAAUGAUGUUGGGAGGGCGUUGGAGUUGUUUCGAGUGAUGGAUGUGGAGCCUAAUUCUUCUACUUUUAACGCGAUUAUCACGGGGUUGGCGGACACGGAGGAUGGGUUUAGUAGGGCUGUUUUGUGUUACAGAGAGAUGGGGAGGAUGGGGUUGAAGCCGAAUUUGAUUACGGUUCUUGCAUUGUUACGUGCUUGUCUUGGUACGGCGGAUGUGAAUUUGAUCGAACAGAUUCAUGGGUAUUCGAUAAGGAAUGAUAUUGAUCCAGAUCCUCAAUUGAGGAGUGGAUUAAUUGAGGCUUAUGGGCGUUGCGGGUGUCUUGAGAAAGCUCAUCUUGUGUUUCUUAGUAUGAGAAACAGGGAUGUGGUUGCUUGGAGUAGUUUGAUAUCAGCUUACGCGUUUCACGGGGAGGCAAGAACUGCACUUGAAGUUUUUGAGCAAAUGCAGAAGGCUAAUGUCAGGCCUGAUGGAAUUACUUUUCUUGGGGUUUUGAAAGCUUGUAGUCAUGCUGGACUACCUGAUGAAGCACAUAUGUACUUUUCUCGUAUGAGAGUUCGUUAUGGUGUUGAAGCAAGCAGUGAUCAUUACGCUUGUUUGAUAGAUGUAUUGAGUAGGUCAGGAAGAUUGCAUCAGGCGUAUGACGUUAUUAGGAAAAUGCCAGUGAAAGUGACUGCGAAAGCUUGGGGAGCACUACUUGCUUCUUGUCGAACUUAUGGAGAAGUCGAGCUGGCAGAAAUAGCUGGAAGAGCUUUAUUUGAAAUAGAGCCUGAGAAUCCUGCUAAUUUUGUGAUUUUGGCAAGAAUUUAUUCUAGUAAUGGGCGAUUUGAGGAAGCGGAAAGACUCAGAAGAGAGAUGAUCAAGAGGGGCAUGAAAACAUCCCCGGGUAGCAGCUGGGUAGUACAUCAAUAUUGACUUAUCCUGGUUCUUUUGGCUGGUUCAGGUGACAAUUCACUGAAAUUUCGACGUCAAUAUUGUACUGAGGCGUCUUUAGAGUAUGGAAGAAACAGAAAGUGAUAGACCCCAGUAACAAUCAUGCUAGAAAGAUUCAAUAGUUUUCUUGUUAUACAUAAAAAUGAUUGAAACAGAGAUGUCUAUUGUGAAGUUCCAUGUAAUUUGAACUCGAGCUGUAUUUGCUUUUGGAUAGUGAUGUUUGCCCUGACGCUAAAACUUAGAUGGGAUUGUUUCUGUUGCAUGCUUCAGCUCUAAUAGACGGACAUUGGACUAAAGGAUAGUAUUUCUAUGUUCCAGUAGCAUGACCAGCUUUAAUAUAGAUGCUCAAUUAAACUCUCAGACAGUCAAGACUGUUGAUAGUGAACCAAGUGAGAAGUAUGUAAAUUCUGCCUAUCAAA